Molecule: messenger RNA, 4247 nt
Organism: Pogoniulus pusillus (Red-fronted tinkerbird)
Lineage: Eukaryota; Metazoa; Chordata; Aves; Piciformes; Lybiidae
Gene: SACK1H
Product: family with sequence similarity 83 member H
Exons: 5
Coding region: 624-4010 (1128 amino acids)
Biological process (GO): protein localization to cytoskeleton; signal transduction; intermediate filament cytoskeleton organization
Cellular component (GO): keratin filament
Molecular function (GO): protein kinase binding; keratin filament binding
Source: RefSeq, a predicted model, not a curated record
CCGGGGCAGCCGGCACCGGCGCCUUCUCCCGCCGGGGCCCGCACCGGGGGCACGGCGCAGACGGCGCCGCAGCCCCUCUGGGGAGGCUGCUUGCUGCCCGCAGCGCACCGGCCCCGGCUGCUCGCCCUCUUACCGAAGAAGCCUCCCAACAGCGGCGCCUGCCGAGCGCCCCCCGCACGGCGGAGCCCCUUCCGGGCCCGGCUGCGCGCCCCGCGGGCGUCCCUCGGCUGCGGGUUGGCUCUGUCCGCGCCUGGGCGCUGAGAGAAAGCCCCGAGGGUCAGUGUGCGCCGGCGUAGCCUCUACUGCCUCGCUGGGACCAUUGCCCUUGCUCUGGAUUAUCUCGGAGGGCUCUUCCAACAUGCUUGCUGCUAUGGUUCAUGAAUAGGUUGACUACCACUAACCCUAGGGCACAAGAGGGACUCCUCGGACGGUGACACUCGCCCUAUCUGAUAAGCUUUCCCCGCCUUGUUUCCUGACCUACCUCUCCGAGAGGCCACACGCCGGGGCCGGUGGUGUUCGCUCGGAGCACGACGUGCCUGUCCCGUUCACACGCUCUUUCUCUGGCCACCCUACACCGUCCUGCGGGAGGGAGUUGUGCGGAGGAGGAAGCUCUCCCUCCCCUCAUGGCUCGCCGAUCGCAAAGCUCCUCGCAGGGGGACAAUCCCCUUGACCCCAACUACCUGCCCCCCCACUACAAGGAGUAUUACCGCCUGGCUCUGGACGUGCUCACUGAGGAGGGCAAAGAGAGCUACCAGCGCUUCCUGGCAGAGGAAGCAGCUCCUGAUUUCCUUUGCAACUCGGAGGUGGAUCACAUCAUACAGAACCUCCAGAAGCCCCAGUAUGCCAAUCAGGAAGGCAGCACCGAUACCGCAGGUGACAAUGACAUGGAUGGAUCCUCUGGGACUUACUGGCCCAUGAACUCAGACCUCGCUGUCCCGGAGCUUGACCUGGGCUGGCCAAUGGUCUUUGGGUUCAGGGGAACAGAGGUGACAACUCUGGUGCAGCCACCACCCCCGGACAACCCCAGCAUCAAGGAGGAGGCUCGCAGAAUGAUCCGAGCGGCUCAGCAGGUGGUAGCCAUCGUGAUGGACAUUUUCACUGACGUGGAUCUGCUGUUCGAGGUGCUGGACGCUGCUGCUCGCAGAGUGCCUGUGUACAUCCUGCUGGAUGAAAUGAACUCUCAGCUCUUCCUGGAUACAGCUGCUAAAUGCAGAGUCAACCUGAACUAUGUGGAGUUCCUAAGAGUGAGGACAGUUUCUGGCCCAACCUACUACUGCCGCACAGGGAUGUCCUUCAAAGGCCACGUGAAAGAGAAAUUCCUCUUGGUGGACUGCAUGGUGGUGCUGAGUGGCAACUACAGCUUUAUGUGGUCCUUCGAGAAGAUCCACCGCAGCAUUGCGCACAUCUUCCAGGGGGAGCUGGUGGCCAGCUUUGACGAGGAGUUCCGCAUCCUCUUUGCGCAGUCGGAGCCUCUCGUCCCUCCAGCCAACCUCUUGGCCAAGGCGGAGAACGCCUUUGCCAUGGCCCCUUUUGGCAAUAAUCUGCCUUUCUUCCCGAAGAAAGCCCCCCUGAUGUCGUUCCAGAGGGAUGAGAGCCUCUUCCCCUCCUUCAUGGACCGCAUGGACCCGGACAGGUACUUCCUGUCCAACUUCCGUCGGGACGACAUGCUGCGGCACACCGUGGAGGGCUCGGCCAUGCGGAUGUACAAAAAGGUGGAGAUGGAGAAUUCCCAGAUGGACCCUGUCAGGGGCUUCCUCCGUUCCAAGCAGCUGGAGCUGGAUGCCUUUAAGAGACACAGUUUUGCAGAAGGGACGUUUGAAAACUUUGCUUCCUCCAAGCAGUAUGCUAGGCAGAUGUUCAUGAACAACAUGGACGAGUUUAAAAUCCAGGCCAGCCACUUUCAGAAGGAUCAGUUCUACCAGUACCAGUUUGAACACCCCCACCUCCCUGGCAGGCCUCAGGGACUCUUUGAGAGGAUCCGAGGUGGCAGGCCAGGGUUCAAUGAACUGGAAGACUACGGGGAGGGGCCGAGAUACCCUGAGCUGGAGUCGGGCUUUGCACAGGAGGGCUUCCCCCUGAGGCUGGAUUACGUGCCGUCCAAUUCUUCCCGCGAGGUCAGACACGGCUCCGACCAGCUCAACCCCGCGGGCAACGGGCCCAUGGGAAUGAUGUUAAGAAGGCAGAACAUAGGACAGAAGUUUAUCUGCCAGACUUCUCCCACACAGAAGCAAAGCCUGGAACAACGCCUCUUCUUGCAAGACAAAGAUGAGGACCAAGACGAAGACAAAAACACCCAGGAGAACAGAACAGGUUUACGCAACUGGAGGAUCUCUUCCUACCUUAGUGCCUACCAGUCUGAGCCAGAAGAAGGCCUUCCCAUGCCUAUGGAAUCGGAGGCAUAUAAUGAUAGUCUUGGGGAUACCCACACGAAGCACCCCACUGACCUCCUGCCAGCGUUCAAAUCUCCCAUGGCUUUUAACAGCAAGUCACUGGGGCUCGACGGUGCCAAAGAAUUUGCAGAUCCGGAUCGAGUAGGUGAAGAAGCUCCUCUGAUGAAACAAGAUACCUUCAGGUCCAGAAUCAAUCCUUUGAUACAGAGGAGCUCAAGACUCAGGUCCUCUCUGAUCUUCAGUGCUGCCAAGUUAGAUCAGCCUAACACCACGAUAGAAAAGGUUCAGAUGAUGCAAAAAGAACAAAUGUCUAGCGAGGUGACAAAGGACAAUGAAACCAUCAAGACAGCUGCCUCAUCCAAAGUGGCAGAGCUUCUAGAGAAGUACAAAGCUGUGGGCAAAGACACAGAGCGAGCUACAGUCACUCACACCAAAGCUGUCGCCAGCUACCUACAGGAAGAGACGCAGAGCGCAGAGAAGAAAUGCACCAAAUCUGUGCAGUACAAGAUCCUUGAGAGCAGGGUGCUGGACUCCAAAGAGUCCUGCAGUACUUACAAAAUGCAUGGAGAGGCUGACAGAGCCUUUGGAAUGGCCUCAUCGCCUCCCCAGCUUGCUGACGCCUUCAGUAAAGAUCCCCUAGCACAGCUGGGUACCAAGGUGGACAAGUUAACGUCUCGCUUUUACCCCAUAGACAGUAAACCUGCUCUUCCAGAGAAGGAGAGCCUCAUAUUUGUAGGAGACACUCAGAAAUUGACUCUUCCAGACAAAAAGGAAAGAGUGACGUUCAAAGAUGACAGCCAAAAGUCAGGCAAUACAGAACCGAAGAGACCACAGCUCAGGCCGAGUCCCACAUCGGUUCUGGAAGGCCUGUUCAGGAGCCCUGGCUCUGACAGCUCCCUCAACAGAUCCGAGGAGGACUGCUCGAAGCAAGAGCAGAACCCGAUGGAGUUCCUACGGAAAGGGUCGCUCCGGCUGAAGCAGCUUCUGAACCCGAAGGGGGAGAAGAAACUGGAGGAGGAAUCCACUUCUGAGAGUGGAAAAUCUGACAAGCAGGUGGUGGCUCUCAAACGACCUUCCACAGGGGACAGUCAGGAAACGCUGGAAGAAGAGAAGCCCUCUAAGUUUGCGGCAGCAGCGCCUGCCAAGAGCAGCCAGCCGGCACAGGGCAGGUUCCCUUCCUCCACAGCCAACAUCCUCUACAGCAGCAACCUCCGAGAUGACACCAAGGUAAUUCUGGAACAGAUCUCUGCCAACAGUCAGAAGAACAGGGCUGAACUGGCCAAGCAGCUGCCAUCCACCAGUAACCCUGACCUUUCUAGGUCAACGACGAGCUUGGAAAGGAAAGGGGAGAAGGAGAAGAGCUGUAACAUCCACAGGUCAGAGAGCUUUGGGAGCCAGAAACGAAGCCUGCAGCGGCAGCCCUCGGAGGACAGAGACACCCUGCUGAAAAAGAUGGAGAACAUGCGGAAGGAGAAGAAAGUCUAUAGCAGGUUUGAGGUCUUCUGCAAGAAGGAUGAACACACAAGUCCGAGCGAAGAAGAGUACGACACAGAUGCCAAAGACAAGAAGAUGGGAAAAUUCAUGCCCAAAAUCCUGGGGACCUUCAAGACCAAAAAAUGAUCCUAGCAGUACUCUGGAGUUCAACGGAAUCGCUGACUGGCCAAGGGCAGCGAGGCAGCCACUUGUCUGUGGUGGCUCUGGCACCGCAGGCAAUGCUCCUUGUGGUUAGUGAGGGGAAUGUGCUCAGCAUUAGACUCCUGUGGAUACCAUGAGACAAAGUCAUCUGGUAUCAGGCAACCUUACACACAAAUUUGAGUUCCAAAUAAAAUUACUAAACGGCCAAGAUGCUUAAAAAAA